Messenger RNA from Engraulis encrasicolus (European anchovy), 2412 nucleotides. Its product is annotated as SEC14-like protein 5. The record is from RefSeq and is a predicted model, not a curated record. Gene Ontology annotation, cellular component: cytoplasm. The transcript is spliced from 16 exons. NCBI's taxonomy places the organism in Eukaryota, Metazoa, Chordata, Actinopteri, Clupeiformes, Engraulidae. The coding region runs from base 214 to 2412 and encodes 732 amino acids.
ACUCCUGUUCUGACAGUUCUGGGAAGGAACCGCUAGUGUCGUGUUGUGCUUGUCAGUCCCUGUUCCCACUGUUUUUGGGGCACUUUGGCAAGUUGCUUGGUCACGUCUCGAAAUGAAUGAAUGAGUCCAAGACAGCUGUCAGUGGCAUAACAAAACGCAACCGAACGGAACCGUGCGCCACCCUCGCCGAAAACUCCAGAUGCCGGAUUCAAGAUGGUGCAAAAGUACCAGUCCCCGGUCCGGGUGUACAAGUACCCAUUCGAGAUGGUGAUGGCGGCAUAUGAGAAGCGCUUCCCCACAUGUCCUCUCAUCCCCGUUUUCCUGGGUAGCGAGGUCCUCAGUGACGUCAUCAGCGAUGAUGGGUCCGUGCGCGUGAUCGAGCGCAGCUGCAAACUCAGUGUUGACGCCCCUCUCCUACUCAAGAAGAUAGCAGGUGUGGAGUAUGUGUACUUCAAUCAGAAGAAUACUCUAAACUGGCGAGAUCGUACCCUGAUCAUUGAGGCUCACAAUGACACCUUUGCCAACCGCGUCGUCGUCCUGGAGACAUGCAGCUACAGUGUCCAUCCGGACAAUGAGGACUGGACGUGUUUUGAGCAGUGUGCCUCACUAGACAUCAAGUCAUUCUUCGGCUUCGAGAGCACUGUGGAGAAGAUCGCCAUGAAGCAGUACACAGCCAACAUCAAACGGGGUAAGGAGGUGAUCGAGUACUACCUGAAUGAGUUGAUGCAGGAGGGCAUUACGGAGGUCCCACGCUGGACUCCCCCUCAAGGCGAGCUACGACGACCUUUAACCUCUACACCCUCCGCCUUCCUCUCAGCCGCCGCCUCCUCUUCCUCUUCCUCCUCGAAACCCAUUGGCUCCCCGAUGCACCUUGACCUCUCGUCGCCUGGCAACAGUAGCCGUGAUGUGACCAGCUUUAGCGCGGGGAGCUCGGAACCCUCCACACCUGAGGAUAAGUUGGAUGCAGAUUACAUAGAGCGUUACCUGGGAGAGCUGAGCCCCAUGCAGGAGAGCUGCCUCAUCCAGCUCCGCACAUGGCUACAGGAGACUCACAAGGGCAAGAUCCCUAAGGAUGAGCACAUCUUGCGUUUCCUGCGUGCCAGAGAUUUCCACCUGGAGAAGGCUCGGGACAUGCUCUGCCACUCCCUCUCCUGGAGGAAGCAGUUUCAGGUGGACUACAUCCUAGAGACGUGGUCGCCCCCUGCCUGUUUGGUGGAGUACUACGCCGGCGGCUGGCAUCACCACGAUCACCAGGGGCGACCGCUGUACAUCCUGAGGCUGGGGCAGAUGGACACCAAGGGACUGGUGAAGGCACUGGGGGAGGAGGCAUUGCUCAGACAUGUGCUGUCCAUGAAUGAGGAGGGCCAGAAGAGGUGUGAAGAGAACACCAAAAUAUUCGGCAAGCCCAUCUCCUCGUGGACGUGCCUGGUAGACCUGGAGGGCCUCAGUAUGCGUCACCUGUGGCGUCCGGGUGUGAAAGCUCUACUGCGCAUCAUAGAGGUGGUGGAGGCCAACUACCCUGAGACCCUGGGACGCCUGCUCAUAGUACGAGCACCACGAGUCUUCCCCGUCCUCUGGACUCUGGUGAGUCCCUUCAUCAAUGAGAACACGCGUCAGAAGUUCCUGGUGUACAGCGGGAACAACUACCAGGGCCCCGGGGGCCUCUCAGACUACAUCGACCAGGAAAUCAUACCAGACUUCCUGGGCGGGGACUGCCUGUGCCAUGUGCCAGAGGGAGGGCAGGUGCCCAAGUCAUACUACCAGACAGAGGAGGACUUGGACAACCCAGACCACAUACGCCUGUGGGCCGACACCAUCUACCAAUCAGCACAAGUCUUCAAAGGGGCACCACAUGAGAUCAUGAUCGAGAUUGUCGAGGGGUCGUCGGUGAUCACGUGGGACUUUGACAUCCUGAAGGGCGACGUGGUAUUCAACAUCUUCCACUCCAAAAGGACCCCUCAGCCCGUUAAGAGAGAGGCGUCCGGGUCUGCGCCUGUCGUAAAUAAUAACGUUCAACUGAUUGACAGGAGCUGGGUGCUGGGAGUGGACUAUAGCAUGGUGGAGUCGUCUCUUACCUGUCACGAGGGAGAGAGUAUACAGGGUUCCCACAUAACGCGUUGGCCAGGCAUAUACAUCCUGCAGUGGAAGGCUGCUGCCGUGGCGACAGGCCACACCCCUUCCUCCUCAUCAGGCCACACCUCCCUCCACAGGGUUGCCGUGGACGACGUGCUGGCCUCCCGGCAGGGUUCCUCCCCCCGGUGCAAGGUCAUGUUCUACACCGAGGUGCUCGCGUCACACGACUUCAGGGGCAGUAUGAGUAGUCUGGAGUCGUGCCACAGCAGGUUCUCCCAGCUGAGUGCUGCCACUACCUCAUCCAGCCAGUCACAGGGCAGCUCGCUCAUAUCCAGAUAA